Microthlaspi erraticum is the source of this 1104-nucleotide messenger RNA. The record is from the annotation of a GenBank genome assembly. NCBI's taxonomy places the organism in Eukaryota, Viridiplantae, Streptophyta, Magnoliopsida, Brassicales, Brassicaceae.
AUGAGCCAUACGAUGAAGUUUCUUGUGCCACAAGCAAGGCGGAUCCUAGGUCGCAAUACUAUUUCACGCGUUCGCCACGCCGGAACCCUAACAUCUCCUCACCGGAACAACCCUUUGCACCUUCGGAUCGCUACGGCGUUAGAUCAGAAAACACCAGUCGUUCAAGUCCUUGAGCAAUGGCGCGAACAAGGGAAUCAAGUGAAGCCUUCAGAUCUCAGAUGCAUCAUCAAGAAGCUCCAAGACUCCGAACAAUUUUCCCAUGCUCUCCAGAUAUCGGAAUGGAUGAGUUCACAUAGGGUUUACACUCUGUUUCCUGAAGAUGUUGCGUCUCGGAUUCAGCUGAUGGAGACGGUUUUAGGUCUGAAAGAAGCAGAGAGGUUCUUCGAAACCAUUCCAGAGACAAUGAAGGACUACACUGUCUACACUACUCUCUUAACCUUGUACACAAGAUCCGACAAAACUCUUGACAAAGCAGAAGCCGUUUUCGAGAAGAUGAGAGAGCUCGGUUUCCUCUUGAAACCUUCUCCAUACAAUCUGAUGCUAUCUCUCUACAGUCCCAUGAGAAACCAAGAAAGCGUCAAACAGCUCCUGAGCGAGAUGGAAGAGAACAGCGUCGAGCCUGAUGAUCUCACAUCGAACUACGCGCUCUCGGUGUACGCAGCUGUGACCGACAUCAAGGCGAUGGAGAAGUUUCUGAGUAGCAACCCUAGAAUCAAACUUGAGUGGGGAACGUGCUUAGACAUGGCAAAGGCUUACCUGAAAACUGGUUCGACGGAGAAGUCGUUAGCGAUGCUUCACAGAACAGAGCUGUUGGUAGAUUCCACGUCGAAGAAACCGGCUUACGAGGCGCUCAUGAGUGAGUAUGGUGCUGUGGGAGAGAGAGAAGACGUGUACCGGAUUUGGGAGCUUCACAAGAACACUGGUCAGAGCAAUGAAGGAUAUAGAGCUGUGAUAAGUUCACUCUUGACUCUAGGUGACAUUGAAGGUGCAGAGGUGAUAUAUAGAGAGUGGGAGCUUGGAGGUCUUCCGUUCGAUGCUCGGAUCCCUAAUACUCUUAUUUCUGGAUAUAAUGAGAUUGGAAUGGAGAGAAGACAGAGGACCUAA